ACCACUGUCCCCGCCUUUCCUCCCGGUAAAGUGAUAUCACACUGUGGCACCCCUGCUUCUCCUUCCACCCCGCCCCACCGGGACCGGUGGCAGCAGGGUUCCAAACCUCCCCCCAGCAGCUCGCGCUGAGGACGCAGCCAUGCCGAGGAGGAGCACCUCUCACCAGCCGGACUGCCGCCUCAUUUCACGUAUCUCUCGCGCUUCUUUAGAGAAGAAGAAGAGGAGGGUGCCAUGAGAUUCCCCACCGGCCUUCCUCGCUGGCAUCUGUCUGUGAGUGAACUGGAGGGAAAGAGAGGAAAACCGACGGCGGAGAAUGACGUGGUGGUUCCGGUUGUUGCGCGAGCACAGGGGCGCUCCGGGCGUCGUUAGUGACCGGUGCUGAGGAGGUAUUCAUUGGACUUUAUUGCUGCAUACGUUCCCGGACCUGACCGCAGUAAUUAAAAAGACACACGGGCUCUCAAACAGGUUGCUGAGAUUCCCCCCCUCCUCAGUCUGAAAGGUAAGGCAUGUUGGCUUUACAACCGUCCGCGCGCCUAUUAACGGCUCUGCGCAGCAAUUUCUCCGUUUAAUUGAGUGAAAAUGAGGCUAAUCAGUGAUGUAACAGCUGCUAAAUUGACCUCCAGCCGCCCAUUCAGUCAAAACAUUACCUCUGCUUUUCUCUCAAAAGUACCAGUUCACGUUUUUAUCUCGCUAAUGGAUCUUGUACACCUGAAUUUGACAUUCAUACUAAAUUAUGAGCCUAUUCUGGACAGUUAGGUGAGCUAAUCUAUUCAAGGUGAGCUGCUAUCAUCUCGACAUUUUAACCUUUUUUUUCCUCCUCUCUUAGAUAAAUGAAGUGGAAAUAACAGAGUUUGUGCAAGAAUGACCAAAAAAUCUGCUUCUUUUCCACACUUUUCAGGUUUGUGCUCCAUAAGAUGUCUAAUAAGUGAUUGUCCUUUUCAUCUAAUAACCUGUAACACUAUCUGGAAGUGAAAGGGAGUGAUGAAGAGUCUCGAAGAGGACUGAUCUUCUCAUCUACGAGAGCUGCAGUGUAGCUGACCAACACGCCAUUGACCACGGAGUCUUCUCAUCGCACUUAACGCUGAUGUCAUGUCUUUUUUUUACUACUUUCCCAGGGGGCUUUGCUGCACAGUUUGAGGAUGAGAUCCCGCAGAUGGUGACUUUUGCAGGUAAGCUGUGUGUUUGUGCUUAUUCUCUUUAUCUCACACACACACACACUCUACAGGGUCAAACAGAAGCCAUCUAUGAACCUCUUGCCCACAAGGUUUGCUCCUGUGGCGUCUCUGAUCCCUGCUCUGCACCUCAGGGGGGUUUUGCUCUUCAUACUGGUACUAAAGAUGUUCACUUGAAUAUCUCCAGCUGUGAUCUCAUCCCUUUUUUUUUUUUUUUUGGGCGCCAUCUACUCAGAGUUUAACCCUUGCAACAUCCACACUCUCAGUUUUUUGUUUAUUGCAAUAGAACUAAUGCAAAAUGAAUAACUAAGGGGUAACUAUUACGCUUGGUUACCUUUCAAACACAAAAGGAGACCUAAGGGAGUGUAGGUGUGUCAGUCAAAUGGAAAAACGGUCACCCGAAAAUGAAAUCAUCCACUUUUUCUCCACCCUCCCCCUUUUUUCCCCCAUUCUUUGCCGCCUUUGUUCCCUCCUGCUCGAGCCGAGGGUGUCUCUGUCCUAGAUGUGGAUGUGUUCCUCUCCUCACACGCUGAGAUGAGUGCUUUCAGAGAGCGACGAUACAGCAAAGUCCAGAUUUUACUACCUGGCUGAAUUGCCCUGUGAUGGAAAAAUAUUGUAAAAGGAAUGAUACUUGAAUAAUUGAAGCCCCGGGGCUUUAAAAUUGCAGGGACUCGCUGUGAUUUCUAGCGCAAACUUAGAGGCUAACUCAACGAAAUAUUCAUUUCAUCGUUUAAGAAUGGAUAUAUCAGAGAGCCACUCAGGCUCUGCCUCCCUCCCUCCCUCCCCCCUUCUCCAUCCCUCAGUCCUACUCUGUAUGUGUAAGGUCUCCUUUUACCAGAUAUUUCUCUUUGAAAUAAAUUAAAACUCAGGCACUGGUUGGCUAAGAGGGUCAAAAUGAAGUACAUAACUUAAGAUUUCAAACCUUUUUUGUCUUAACAUGACAUUCUAAUGAUUUUCAGGACCCGUAACUAGACCUGGACUUGAACACGAAUAUUAGCUCCAUCAGGACAAGGAAGGAGAGGAGGACUCUGACUUGUGUUUACUGCUCUUCCAUUUCUAUUAGUCACUCUUAUCGACCUGCCCUCUCUUUAUCAGUGUCGGCAUCAGCUAUUGGAAAACCGUAAUCUGCCGACCUCAAGCUGAAGGUAUAUUUUAGUGCAUUUCCUAUGCAGUGCACAUUUUAGCAUGGGGCACAACACUGUAAAUUUACAUGUAAUUAAUGUUCAUGAAGUGUUUUAUACACAUCCAAAAAGCCCCACAUAGUCAGUCUUAGGUUGAAAUGAAACACCUAACUGUUAUAAAUACUACUAACACCUGAGGACUCGAUCUCAUCCUCAGAUAAUGGUGACUCAUCUCUUAAUGUUUUUGUUGACUCAAACUCAAAUCAGGCUUAAACACAGAGGACUCACACCUUCAGUUUGGUAACUUGACUCCAACACUAGCCAUGUUUAUAUAUCUUGAUCGGAUCAAAACUUCGAGGGAUCAGAUAAUCUGAAACCACUGUUUAUAUGGGCGCAAAAUCAAAUAAUCCAAUCAUGUCGUGUGUAUACAUGAACCAAUCUUUAAUGAGAUUAGAAGCGUUUGGACAUGCGCAGAGUUGUCUAAUUUUGCAACCGCAGAAGAAGAGUUGUGUUUACGCCUGUGCUGUCAACAAACCAACAAACGUGGUAGUGGCUCACUUCAUCCAAUUCAGGAGUUUUCCCUCUGUUAAAUGUUGUCAAUAGAUGGCACCUUUGCGUAUUUAUUUUACAGUUCUGUCAAAGGUUGUACUGUGUGUGCAGAUGGGACAUUAUUACACUUUUAUCUUACCAAAGGAGCAGACACGGCACAUGCGGUUGUGUUUCAUGCCAGAGUGUUAGUAAAGUCAGAAACCUCCUGUACUGGCCUCAAUAAAAAAGUCAAAGGCUAAAGAGUGAAGAUCAAGUACAUGGACAUGUUUUCGGAUAACAAUCGGCAUAAACCACCCUACUUUAUCAGAAUACAAUUUCUUUUCGAUUGAGCCGUAUUGGAUCAGAAUCUUACAAUUGACACGUUUACAAGGCGAAUUUUUAUUCUGAUCGGUCAUUUAUUCCGAUUAUUUGUACCCAUGUAAACGCAGCUACUGUUUCUGCCUCAGAGUCAUCUGUAAAACGAAAUAAGUCCCUUGAUUGGCUGAUCAACGGAAUAAGGUGUUUAUUCAGGGAAAAUGAAUGAGUUUGUGUCUUGGACUCUGUAGAAUUAGCUGGUUUUCAUUAUUUGUUUGUUUAUGGGAAAAGAAAAGAAAACGUUAUAGGAAUUCAUUUUUUUUUAGAUGAAGUGAAGUUACGGUUAGUUUCGCACAAAGUCUGUCCCGCCCCAGAAUGACAAAAGGGGGCUCCUCUGGGCUGUUUCUUGCCUUGGCUCAUUGAACCACUUCCAGCAGUCUCAGACGAUUACACCUCUCCUCAGGAUGAGCAGAACCCAGGAAGUCACUCCUCCUGCAGAGAGAUAGUCCAACAACUCUAACACAACAUCAAACCAAAGUGUUUCUUUACAAACAAAGAGAAAAUUAUCACUGAGCUGAAGAGGAAGCAAAAGUGCAAAUUUCAGACCGAGCAUCUAAAGUGCUUUCCCAUUGUUUCCAGUCUUUAUGCUAAGCUAUGAUAAUUAAUUCCCGGCUCCUGCGUCAUAUGUUAUGGAGAUGUAUAAGAGCAAUGUAAAUCACCCGACUCCCACGUUCAGAGCAAAUAAGCAUAUUUCCAAAAUGUCAAGCUAUUCCCUUCACCUACAGUUUAAAGUUAUGCUUUCUAAUUAAAUUUUCAUUCCAUGGUUCACCCAGGUGUCACACGGGAGAAGGAGUUUUUAAUUUAAAACACAAAUCAUCACCACAUCAGCCCACUCCAAACUUUCCAGGGAUGCAGUCAUUUUGCCUCUCCAACUUUCAAUUAGGGAUUUGUUUGGCCGUGAUUGUGUAAGUGCAUGCCGGAUAUGUGUGUGUGUGUUUAAGCCGGUUGCGCACACACACACACAUACACACUUACACGCACGUACUUGAGUUUUUCUGUGGGUUGGCAUUUAGCUGACAGCGAGGAUCGUUUCAUUUCCCACAGAGAAAACAAAUUAAAAUAUGACACCUCUCUCAGCUGCCUCUCAUCUCCUGCUUUUCAGCGUGUCAAGAGACGACAAAACUGCUAAAUAUAGUUCAGCAAGAGAAAGGUGAACCUCUCCACCUCUCUUUAACAUUUCUAACCGUAUGAAGGGCUGAACCAAAUGAGGUUGUGGAAGCUUGAACAUGAGUAAUCGGCAGUUUUUUCCAUGAUUUGUAAAAGAGAAAGGAAGAAAAAAAUGAGGGUAUAAGAGAUGUUUAAUCAAGAUGAAAAUCUUAUUAUGACAAAUGCACACAAGAUCAUAAAACAUACUGAUGUGUUUUAGUAAGUUCUCAAAGGUCUUAAGAGAAAAACAACCACUUGGUUUGGAAAGUAGCUGCAGCUGGAUUUGUCAACUUAAUGUGAUUACUAGGGGUGGGAGAAAAAAUCGAUACAGCAUUGUAUCGCAAUAUUUUGUAUGGUGAUAUAUCGUAUUGUCCAUUUGCCAAGUAUCGAUUUUUCAAAUUAAUUGCUAAUACGAAGUCAAAUCUAUGAUAAUGGAAGAAUAAAAUCAGCUGUUUGUCCAGUAAGGUUGGCAGAGGAGACUAGGCAUGUGCCGAUAUGAAAAAUUUGAUCACGAUAUUGGUGGCCCAAAAUAUCCCGAUUUACGAUAUUAUCACGAUAUUAGCGCAUUGAUUUUAACAUUAUUAAAAAUGGCAAAAAACUGCGAAAUCACUUUUCUGUGCACAGCAUGGCACGCACAAACAAUAUGAGCAAGAGGCAGCUAACACAACAUUGGGAGCAUUAGCUUUUUGGAGCUAAAGUUAGCAGAAACGUCACUAACAUUGUCAAUUAUAAGCAGGUAAGUACUCGGCUUCGACUGAGUGCGCUGCCACUCAUCUUUAAAUUAUAAUUGUGGAAUGAUUAUUACAGUACCGCACAAUUUCAUCAUCGCGGCCGUUUAAUAUCGCGAUUAAAUCGUAUAUCGGCACAUCCCUAGGGGUGGGAGAAAAAAUCGAUACAGCAUUGUAUCGCAAUAUUUUGUCUGGUGAUGUAUCGUAUCAUCUCAUUUGACGAGUAUCGAUUUUUCAAAUUAAUUCUAAUAUGAAGUCAAAUCUAUGAUAAUAGAAAAAUAAAAUCAACUGUUUGUCCAGUGAGGUUGGCAGAGUACAACAAAUAUAAGGUUUCGAGAAAUACUACAUGAAAAUAAAAUACAGUGUAAACAUAAAGGGAAGACAAAUGCUAAAUUAGCUGAACAGUUUUAAAAAAUUGUAUAAAUCAUAAUAUAUUGAAUCGCAAUACUUAUUGCAUUGCAAAAUGUGAAAAAUCGCAAUAAUAUCGUAUCGUGGCCCUAGUAUCGUGAUAAUAUCGUAUUGUGGGGCCACUAGUGAUUCCCACCCCUAGUGAUUAGAAUGAAGAAAAACCUUAGAUCAGUGGUUCUCGAGUCCAGUCCUCGAGGCCCACUGUCCUGCAUGUUUUGGAUGUUUCCCUGCUCCAACACACCUGAUUCAAAUGAUCAGCUCGUUAUCAACCUCUGUAAUGGCUUAAUAACGAGCUGAUCAUUUGAAUCAGGUGUGUUGGAGCAGGGAAGCAUCCAAAACAUGCAGGACAGUGGGCCUCCAGGACUGGACUUGAGACCCACUGCCUUAGAUGCAAAUUUGAGGAGCUCAACCAGAUCAUGUUUUGCAGUUUCCCUUUUAAAACACCACAUAAUUAGGAAUUCAUCUCAAGGUUUUUUUCUCAGUUUUAAGUCACACUUCUAGUAGGAAACAGACCCAUGAUUUCAGCUCUACCCUUAUUUUCUAGACUGAUGGUUUGGAGGACAAGCAGUCUUAGCAAAUGCAAAAACCUUAAUUUAUUCACUGAAAAACAAAGCUCCUGCAGAGCUACGAUGCAAAAUCUGCAAAUGAAGUAAACUCUGCUGUCAACAAGCUUGGAACGUAGAGGUUCAUACGGUCAAUUUAAGCUCUCGCCUGCUGUUAGACUGCAGGUUGACUAUCUGUGGCCGUGUGUUUUCUGUGUCAUUGGCUCUGAAUGCACCUGACCUGGUACGAAUUUGGACUUAGAACAGGUAGUUGGCCACAUUUACAAACAAAAAAAGGCAUCAGGAGGACUCUGUGUUUUUCAGCAGCUGUCAGAACUACAACAAUUGCUGAAAGUCACCAGUUAACAAGGUCACUUAUCAGAGCAGAACACCAGCUGUUUAGAGCAGAUAGACGACAGCAUGCUUUUGUUUAAUAGCCAAUAAAUCACAAUCUAAAUCAAACUGUUAUCACUUUGUGUGUCUAUUAUUGGUAGUCGAGUUUCUCUGAUGACUGAUAAGGCCUUUAAUAAAUAUUUUGGGAUUUAACUGUCGGAUUUGAGUUCAGCGUUGUGAUUUGCAGUCAUGUUUUACGAGUGAAUGUACCAUGUUUCAGUGCUACACAUUUCACAAGCACUCAAUGUGUUUUAAAGAUUAUUUUUUAUCUUUUAUUCGGUGCCCUGCAGCCUUGCUUUGCAGGAGACUUUGCUGGGUUUUUUUAUUAUUAAUAAAAAAUGCUGUACAUUUCAGUAUCACUUACAAUAGCUGUCCAUUGAGGAAUGUGCUGAACUGCUUAAAAUGGUGUUUAAAGUAGCUGUGCAACAUGGUUCUGGGUUUUUCUCAAAGAAGUUGUGGACAGUUUUGACUGUUGACUGUCACAAUUUCAACCGCUUAAAGGUGGGGUAGGCAGGAUCUGAGGAAGAAAUCUUGACUAUAAACUCUACCCCUGCCAACCAGUUUUCCCCUCAGCUCCUCCUCUCCCCUCCCUCUCUGCUCCAGCAAGCCCCGCCCACAAACAGACGCUCCUGCUCGCUCGUAUCGUUCUAGUUAAAUUCAGAUAUGAUGCAGAUAAAUACUUAAGAUAACUAGAAAAUGCAAUUUCUGAAGAAAUUGCGAGUGGGAUUGCUUCAGUUGAAAUUGCUAUCGCUAAACUGCUAUUGCGAAUGGCUGAUUUUUAAAAAUAUGUGAAAGGUCAAAAGGUAUGAAGUAUCAGGAAGAUUUGAAGAUUUGAAUUAAUUUGAAUAAACUCAAUUGAAUGAAUUGAAUAAUGCAUGGACAAUAAUUUUGAAAAUUCAACGUAUGAAAAUUAGAAUGAUUAAAAACCCUGAAGCAUGGGAAAGGCUUGAAGAAUAAAUAAGUUUUAAAUGGGUUUAAAUGAGUCUGAAUUUGUUUGAAAGAACUGAAAGAUGCACUAAAAGUAAAAAAUGAUUUAAAACUGGAAAAUUAGAAGGUUACAGAUCUGGAAGAAAAAGAGGUUUGUAGAAUCAAAACGGUUUAAAUCAGUUUGAAGGAGUUUAAAUUAGUUUGAAGAGUUAAAUAAUGCAUUUUCAAUGAAUGAUUGAAAAAUGGGGACAAUGUAAAUGAAUAAAAAUCCUGAUUAGACCCCAUAAUGUCCUCAGUGAGCUGAAUUUAUUAAGCCCUGGAUGGUUUUUGUAGCUCAAGGUUUGUGUGAAGAGAUAGAUGACAAAUUUCGUCAAAUAACUCUAUUGAAGGGUUUUAAAUGUCACCCCCAGUACUCUGUGUACUGAGCCUGGCUUCAUGUGUCUCAUAUGGCUGUUAGAAGCAGCUUUCCAGCCAGCUGUGUGUCUCCAGGUGCUCUUAUUGGUUGCCAUGGUGACGAUAGAUGCUUAACAACAGCAGGAGAAAGGAGGCUUGAGGCUGAGAACGUAAUGCCCAAACAACGUCAUAUUUCUCAUCCUCUCUAACUGCUAUCUUUAUGAUAGAGAGCUUGUAAGAACCACAAGGCCCGGCUGAACACGUUGAUACAACUUUGGUGUUUGUGGAGCCAAAAAUGCCUUCACUACGACAAGUUAAAAACAUGUCCAGUUUGUGUUUCCUCUGAAAAUCCUCCUCUCAGGUUUACAUUGGAGUCAAUGGAGAAGGCUGGAGAAAUCUGGGGGAUGUUUGCGGCAGUUGGUGUCUGCCCAGGCCACUGUGUGUGUCCCAUUGCUUUGAUUUUUUAGAUGAAGAGUGACAGCGAGUUUUGCCAUCACUGUACCAAUUUUUAUCUGUGUAGAGCGAAGUGAGUUGCCACAAUCCUUUUGUAAAGACAAAGUUUUGAGGAUCAAUUUUCAGCCUGUCUCACUCUAGCUGUGAGGUCACCCACUCUAGCGGCCAACAUUCCGUGCAAUACACACUAAUGUUAAAACCUGAACCGGUCAGAAAAUCCUGUGAAUUUUUGAACUGUCACUGUGAGAAGAGUAUGGAUGCCAUGAAGAUGGUGAAUGAAUGAGUGAAUGUCUGAAGAUGUGUGAAUAUUUUAAAGUUUGAAUGAAGUUUCUAGGUGAAAGUAUGAAUGAAUGAGAAGAGGUUGAAGCUGACUACGUCUGAAGCCCUUUUCCCUUUGACUGCCAUUAUAACGAAGUUUUAAACAAAUCUUAAUAUUUUGAAAAGUACAAAUGGGAUUAAAAAUGUUGAAGAUGUGGAAUAAUGCUGACGAAUUUGUGAAUAUUUUGGUUUUUGAAUGAAGUUUCUAUGUGGAAGUAUAGAGGAGUUGAAGGCUUUUGAAGUUGUGUGAAGAAAAUGUGAGAAAAGGGCCAAUUUGAACAUUCCGUAAUGCAUUUCUAAUGGGAGAAAUGGGUCGGAAAACCUGGAAUAUCUCGGAAAGUAUGAAUGUUAGGAAAAUUUUGAAUACACCCCUGAAUGUCCUCAAUGAGAUCAAUCUUUUGAAGUUUGAAUGGUUUGAAUACGUUGAAGUAUGUGGAAGUAGUUAGGGCACAAAAAACGGUGGAAUAAUAAUAAAGAUAUGAAUAACAUAUAGUGGGAAUGCUUCGCAAUCCCACUCAAUAAUAAUAAAGAUAUAAAUAACAUAUAGUGGGAAUGCUUCGCAAUCCCACUCAAUUACCGAUGGGUCCCAGUCAACGUGAAAGUAAAAAGCAUUGGUGCUACUGUAGAUGCCAACAGACUACCAGAAAACACAAUGUUUGCAGGACUUCUACAACUAGGAUAAAGAGACAUAGUCCAGGACCCAAGGUAAACAAUUUAGCGGCGCUACAACAUGCAGCAGGUCCCGUUUGACAAGAAACACUUCUGUUACAGACACUUUCUUUACUUUGUUAAAGUGGUUUAUCUGUCCAGCAGAAAGGUUACAGGGUCUGUGAGAUCCCAAAGCGUCCCCCAUCAUUGUUGACCCGGCUUGUACGGUCUACCCCCUUUUUAAGCGCUCGUUAUUCCACCAGAGUCUCGUUGACGAGUUUAGCGUUUGACUGACGAAAUGUUCAUGAAUUUUGCAACUCUUUUCGUCAUCCACCACUAACGUUUUCGUCUAGUCUUGUCAACGUAACCGUACAUUUAUCUCGUCACAUUUUAGUCAUCUGAGACUAAGACUUGUCAACCUCACGUCUUUCGGCGUGGAAAAAAAGGGGCGAAAACAACCAAUGUUAUUUUUGUUGAUGAUGGCGUUGACGUAAUAUUUUCGUCAACGUCAACGUUAUUGUCAACGAAAACAACACUGCUCCGGUAUGUACUUUGUUUUCUUGCUUGUGUUGGCAGUCGUGGCUAAAGGAGGAUUCAGACUGUUCGAUAUUGUAACACGCUAACUUUAUUUGGGCUCGUGAACGACAUGGGGAGCAGCGUCUGCCUCACAACCAAUCAGGUUGGAGGAGGCAGGGAAUGGCUUUGUUUACAGUCAGAAACCGCGAGCUGCUCAAAAAUUUUAAAAUGCACACAAUAUCAUUAUAUUACCAAAUGUCAUAAAUGACUAAUAGCUAUUGACUGAUAUUAAAAGCUUUUUUGUAUUUACACCACAGAAAAAGAUGCUUCUUUAACACCUUUUAAUGAGAGAGAAGUUAAAUUCCUGUUUUAUUAGCAGGGAAAUUUGUCGCUGGGAUCAUUAGAUCUUGCUUCAGUAACCCCUGGUUGUCUUCACAGCAGCUAGAUUUCCCUCUUAUGCGCUCUUUUUGCACGUCCUUCUCUCUGCAACAAACACACUAAGCAUUGCUAUUCAGCUUCAGUCCAGAACUCCGUAAAUCACAAAGUAUUGAAGUACUGCCGACUGUCACUGAAGUGCUUUGUAAUGUUUGAUGCUGGUCCAUUGGUCACCUGGGAGUUGUAGGGCACUGAAUCACUCAAAGGGGGUUAGUUUUUGGUUUGUUUCUCUCUGAUUCCUUCAAUGAGACAGUCUCCUUCCUGUUGAUUGGAGUCAGGAGCUGACAGGAUUCCUGGCAGAUCCUCUGACUCCUUUCCGGCACCGUAUUGUGAACAAAGGAUUGUAAAACGUGUGCUCUUGCUUGGAUUUGUGUUUGCGUGUUUUUCCUAGUUGAAUCAGACAGCUUUAAAUCCACUGAGAGUCCUUCCUGAACCGUGCUGGUUAAGAUACUGUGACAGCGUUCGAGUCGAGUCUCCCAACCUCUGUCACUUUGUGUCUUUGUCUCUCCAGUCUGUUGGAAACUCUCUAAUCUGAGACUUCACCUCUUUGCUCCCUUUCUAGUAUCACUCAGUUGCAUUCUCGUCCUAAAAUCUUAUUUUUUUUCGCCCUGGAGAGACUCACUGGCUUUUGUCUUUGCCAAUACACCUCAGACGAGGAUUACAUUUGUUCCUAAUGUGCCGGUAAAGCUGCAGAAGUGAUGCACUACUUCAGCUUUGAAGCCAUGAAGUGAGAGGAAUUGAAACGAUAGAGGAGAUAAGGCUGAAAGAGUGAACGAGAGGCAAAAGGAGAAAUGAGGAGACGCGAGGCAGCGGGAAAGGAGAGGGAGGAGGUGAGGAGACAGAGAAACGGGGACUAAGAGAGACUUCACUUCGCUUUUAACUACAUUAUCGUGGACCGUGGUGUAUAUAAUUUAGUACCAUGACGCAAUGGAAGAUACUGCACCGAGUGAAGUGUCUGCGAGGGAGCCAAACAUGAUCAUUUCAACACACACGUUAUCCUCCAUGAUUCCGUCUGUUAAAAUUUUUACCCUGUCUUUACAUAUUUUAAAAUAUUUCCUCCUAUUCAGACUAUUGAAGCACAAAGAGGGGAAAAAAACUCAGCAUGGGUGUUUCUGGAGCAAAGGUGGGGGACGCGGCUCCACAGUCACAAACCACUCAGCCGCAAACUCGGAUUAGUUUUUACCUUCUGGGUGAGAAUCCUCGGUGCUGAAAGUCUAAGUGCCGCAGCGUUUGAACCAUCUCAUUUGGCACUAAAACUAAAAUUCCCAUUGAAUUAAAGCCUUCAGAGGCUUGUGGCUUUUAGAAAAUUACAUUAAUACACCAGUAAUGAGAAAGAGGCUUGAUAGUUUUUUCAUCAGUGUAAUUGGGAUAAUAAAAUAUUUUUCUUUCUCUCCGCUGAGGAUGUUUGAGCUAAUCAACUUCAACAGUAGUUUUACAAAGUCAUCUGCUCUUGUAAUUACUCUAAUGACAAAGUUUAAGAUUAGUAGUCCUGCUAGAGCCCGACCAUUAUAAAUUAGUUUAAAUUAAUGUCAAAUUCAUGUAUUUAUAAAUGGAUAGAAAGGUCAUUUCUCUCUCAGCGAGUGAAUUAAUAUUUAGACUUUGUGCUCGGUGUUUUAAUGCGACUGCAGCCAAAAAGAAGUGAAGUUCAGCUACAUGUCUAUUUAUUCUGUAUCUCCGGCUCGCAGCUAAUUUAUUCGCCUUCUGUCAGAUGGACUUGUUUAUAAGGCGAGACGCUGCGUUUGCUGUGUGCAGUGGAGAUAAUUACGAAAAGGGGGACUCGUGAUUUCUUCUCAUUUGCACCAAUUCUGCUCCCGUGCGACUCUGUCAAUCAGAGUUAUUUGUUCGAGACGACUCCAAACUCUGGAGGACCUGACAAAUUUUAGUACUUUGAUAUUUUUUUGAAGUGUUUGCGCAUGUCUGUGUUUUCUCCUGGUUUCACCCUGACAUGGAGGUCUGUUUGCAGUGUGCGUUUUAAACCGUGUCGUAAUGACGUCUCUUUACAGGGUGAUUUGAUUGUAUAGAUCCUGUUAGGCGCUCUUGAACCGGUCACAGCGAACCAGUUGUGACAGGACAUACAUACACAACUCAGAUUUAGUAUGCUGGAGCUGCGCUGCACAUAUGCACACAACUAAGUGGCCAUAUGGUGAGGGUGCUGCUGCGUCCAGCAUGAUAAUCCUCCUCCCUCCUGAGUAGGACUGGGCGAUUAUAUGAUCAUGAUCGAUGCUCACUAAGUUGUCGGAGAAGUAAACGGAAUGACCAAACAUGGAGCUGAACGCGGAGCCGUAGGCAACAAAAUAGAUGUCAGCCAUGACUUUGGCUAAGUUCACACUGCAGGUUAUGAUGCACAAUUCGGAUUUUUUGGUCAUUUCGAUCUUUUUGUGCGGUCGUUCACAUUACAACAACGAAUGCGGCAUCUAAUGUGAAUGGAAUGCGUCCAUGAAGUGACCCGCAUGCAAACAAAGUACAAAUUUCUUUCAGCGCCUGUUUGUGUUGCCGAACAAUGGUGACGUUUGUUGCAUAUUGAUGAUGUAUAGGUCAGACGAAUGCGACCUGAACGUCCACACUGCAGUCACAUCGGAUACAUGUCUGAUUUAUAUCCACAUACAAAAGAGGCCUGGGUCGGAUUUGAAAAAAUCAGAAAUGCGCUGUUCACACUUACAUGAAAAAAUCACAUAUGUGUCACAUAUGGUUAAAAAAUCGGAAUUGACCUGCAGUGUGAACAUAGCCUUUCUCUGAAGUUCUUCAACCUCGGUUGUGUGGCGUUGGCUCGGGUAUCUCCAAAGUGACGUUGCGCAAUUAAGCCGAUGUGCUAGAUAUUUCGCCGAUCAAUGCCCUAAAAAACUAGAAACACAACAGAUCUGUUGAAUCAUUUGGAGAUUUACUUUGCCGAGUGAUUAUGCGGAAAGCAUGAAAAUGCGAGCAGAGUCUGAACAGCCUGCCACUGCUGACGGCACAAGUAACAUUAGCAGUUUAGCCACAACUAGCGGUGCAGCCACCAGACCAAAGCAAUCAAUCAAUCAUAUCAUCUAGCGUUUACAUCAUCUAAUGAUGACAUUUUAAGGCGUCUUCAUUGUCCCUGAGGGGGAGAUUUGUUUAUUUUGGGUCUUGCAUACCUGUGAAAACACUUAGACGGUAAACUUCACUGUAUUAUUUAGAAUUUAUCUACAUUUGUUGUUCUGUUGAGUUAAAAUGCUUUUUAUGUUUUUCUAAGUUUAUCUUAUUCAAUUUGCUUUGUUAUUUACUUUGCCUGUUAAUAAAAUGUUGAACUAAUCUCUAGUUUCUUAAGUUUUAAGUACAGAUGCUUUAAAACUGGCAGUUCAAAAAAAUCGUGAUAAUAAUCGAGAUCGGACGAUAUGACAAAAUAUAUCGUGAUCAUUUUUGUUUUGCCAAAUCGCCCAGGCUUUCUACUCCUGAGUGACAUCCAGAGUGGUCCCUGAGGAGAUGCUUUUGAUACUCCUGCCCUAAACUUCAUGUUGUUUCAUCUCAUCACUGCAGGUCUUUGAGGAUCUUCAUUGUAAACCAGAUUAUUUGUGAAAUAACUGUUAUGAUUUAUCAUCCUGCUGAGAGUGAAGUUGAUUAAUUUGACAUUUUUGAUUCAGGGAACGAAAAAAUCCCUCGGCUGCCAGGAGCCAUAAACUAAUUCCAGCUGUCAAGUGUGGUGAUUUUUGUGCUGCUCUCUGCUCUACGUUUAUUUUUUUUUAGCUGUAUUUCCAUUUUUGUUUACGUUUGAUAACACUAAAUCAAAUACAAGAUGAAGCAUUCAGCAGAAAACUGAGAUUGAGGUGGAGUCAGAAUUUCCAACACAGCUUUGAAAACUCCACUCAGACUGUAGACUCACGCUUUAAACACAAAUCUUCUUGUAUUUGUUUGUUUUUCUGCAGGUUUCCCAGUGAGGAAGGUUUUAAGAGAAACGCCCUGCAGGCCUGUCAUGGUUUCCAACCUGCGCUCACUCCUCUGUCUCUGCAUCUCCUGCUGUCUUCUAAUGUAAGCGUCCACCUGCACGAUGAGAUAUCCGACUUUUCGCGCCUUACUAGCGGGGAAACAAAAUUCCUCUGUUCAACAUAUUUGAGAGACCCAGACUACACGAGCAGAUAUUGUGUGAAAUGAGCUUAUUUGUUGUCCUCUUAAAAGGGAAAUUACAAGAUUGAUGCCGCUCUGAUGUUUGUGUGUUCAGUACAGAGUCGUGGCCAAAAGGCAAAAAGCCUCAUUUACAGACGGAGUAUUGUGUGCGCACUGAUUGAAUCUAAGAUAUCUGGAGAGGAGUGAGCUUCGGAGGCGUAAUUUUAAGCCUGUGUUACACUGCGAGUCUGCUGCAGCACUAAUCCCAUCGGAGAGAGUGGGCUUGCCAUGGGACACUUUGAGGGACCUGGGAUUGAACCCCAGACCUUCUGAAUACGAGACAAGUCACUCUAACGCUGAGCCAUCAUUUUAAUUUAUCAUCUAUCUGCAUCUGCUCGUCCUGAGAUAACCCCAGCUGUCUGAUAAAAGCUGUGUGAUAACCAAACUAGUUACUGCGUAUUUCAUCAGUUGAGGUUACAUCACAAUGUUACAUCAAUAUACUCAUUCAGUCGGUGUUAUAGAAAACUCUGAUCAAACGCUGAUCAUUGUGCAGAGACUUGAAUUGAAUCUCCAGCACGGCUAAAGUCCAGGGGCCUCAUUUACUAACCCUGCGUACGCACAGAUGUGUGCAUAAUGAGUGCGUACGAACAUUCCCACGCAAAGUAUGGAAUUUAUCAACCCAUACUUGUGCUCAUAAAUUUAAGCACAACUCUGACCACGCUUACGCACAAAACCUAGUGGUAGAACAGUGAAACUACAGAUAGAACCCAUUAAAGGAGUCACAGCGUUCAGCGAUCUCAGACUUCACACAUGUUCCCCGUUUCCUCUGUACAAAAUUUAUCAAACGCAGACAUUUUGCAUGAUUGGUGCGACAAGCUAUAAAAUCAGCUGUGACAGGACAACCUCAAAAUAAUUUUGCGUGUUUUCUGCGCCAUCUACAGGAUAAGUCGGGGAACUUUUCAAAUGUCGGAACAUUUUCGAAGUGAAACCGAAUCUUAUUCUCCGCAUUUUAUUUCUGAAAAUAUCGGCAAAAAUCGGCAAGUUUUGGCCAAUUACUGAUUAGUCUCAAGCGGGCUAAAAUUGGCUGAUUUAGUCGUCGCUGAUAAAUCGGUUGGGCCCUAAUGUUCAGUGAGAACACAGAGUGGCUUUUCAGCAGGUACCGCUUCCCCGAAAACAUUUUCAAGGAUUUAUGCCGUGAUUUACAGCCCGUGUUGGAGCGAGAGACUAAACGCACCAAAGCCAUCCCAGUGCACAUCCAGCUCUUGUCCUUGAGAUUGGAGACAUAUGCAGCAUUUUGCAGCCAACGCUAAGCAGAAUGGUGCCGGCAGAGUUGGAUGCAAUAAUUUCUCUGGCCUCAACUCACAUCCAGUUCCCGUACACACAUCACUAACAAGCCAAAAUAAAAGCCAUCGUGGGAUUCCCAAACAUAAAUGGAGCCAUAGAUUGCACCCACAUUGCAAUAAAAGCACCUUCACACAAUAAAUUUAGUUAUGUAAACAGGAAAGGAUUUCAUUCAAUCAAUAGACAAAUAAUCUGCGAAGCACAUAUGAACCUGUUAAAUGUUGUUGCCUGGUGGCCUGUAGGAACAGCUCUGUGAGUGUGCACCUCCAUGAUUUAGUCGAGGGGGAAAAAUCCACUUACUUGUUUUUAGGGGUUUGUUGAUACUAUAUGCGGUCAAUUGGAGGCGUUUCUGAAUGCAAAUGACCCGAACCAUGCACGAGCACAGUAAUAAAGAACAGGUGGGAUUUAUCAUAACCGAUGAGUGUGCGUACGACCGUUUUUUUUUUUUUACUUACGCUCAUUUUAGAUUUCAUUCCUACACCAGAAUUUAGAACCUUUUCUACGCAUGAUUGUUAAAUGAGGCCCCAGAUGUCUAAUUAGCUGGUUGUGUUUCUUUCUCGAACUGUUGUCUCCUUCUCUCUUCUGUCUGAAGGGUUUGAUGGAGAGCUGGUCGAAUGUCAGCGGGAACUAUCGUUAUAUCCGGAGGAAUUCUCGCCGGAGUGAUACUGCUGUGCAUUAUAGCAGUGCUCUGUUACUGUAGACUCCAGGUAUCACCGUGUCUCUAUGUUGGCGUUAUCGCUUUGAUAGCCUUCUUCUUCUUUAUAAUUCAGCAGGCAGUCACCGUGACCUUUUCCUCCGUCUGUCUCUGUUUCGGCUCCCCUCUGCAGUAUUACUGCUGUAAGAAGAACGGCUCUGAGGUGGACGCUGCCCCCGCCGCAGCGCCAGACCCUCUCUCUCACUUCCCCUGCAAUGCCUGCAACAUCCUCGCCAUGGACGGCGCCGCCAUCACCCCCGUCUCCCUGGAUCAGCUGGACUCUGGCUCUCACCACAACCACUGCCCCACCUGUUCCCCGUACUCCGUCCGCUCUGGACUCACAAACGACUUGCAUAACGGAGGGGAGCGGCUCGGCUUCCACACCUACUACGAGAACCCGUCCGUCUCUUUCCCACUGUCCAUCACCCCACAGGGUUCCCCCCAUCUGAGCCACUUCAGCCACAAGGGCAUGUUUCCACCUCCGCCCCGGCCCUACAGCACCCAGGUCUGACUUCUGCUACAUCACAAACACACACACACACACACGUACUGAGCUACACACACUGAAACAUUGAGCAAACAUCAUUUUGUUUGGGACCAAAUUCAGAAGAAGGAUUACAAAGCAGCACAAUAACACGGUUGCCUACAUGCUCAGAUCUACCGCAGAAUACAGACUCAUUCAUCCACAGGAGUGACCCAUAAACUGAGCCCACGAUAGAGUCUCUGUGUGGGCAACUAAUCCUGGGACUAAGAUCUGCAGAAAAAGCAGAAAAGCGGUGUUUUAUCCACAGAGAUUUGGUGCAAGACCUUCGUUUGUUGAAUCAAAUGUGGUGAAAGUGUCCGUGUGGUAUUGAAGUUAUGAAUGUAACUGAACUGAAGCACCAUUAGAAGUUAGAGGAAACACCUAACUGGGUGUGCAGUGAGUAAAAAGGGUCCUCAUUUUAGCAAAGAGAAUUAAGGACAGACUCCAACAAGCUGUGCUGAUGAUCCUGCACAAAUAAAUCAAAAAAGACUUGGUAACACUUUACAACAGUGGCGGCUGCUGGUCUUUCAAUGAGGGGAAGCUCAUUUUUCUGGCCUACAUCAUAAUUGUAUUUGUUUAUUAGUAUGUAACAGAACAGAGUCGCCAAACACAACGGCAGUCGUUUUUAAUAAAGACAGAAGUCGCUGAGGAUCGGUAAAGUCUCCGGAGCAGUUAAGAACAACGGAAUGAAUGACUUGGAAAAUGCUCUGGUAGAUGUUUUAUUCUUCAAGAUCGCUGAUUCGCUUGUUUAGCUGUCAAUCAAAAAAGGAUUUCGCCUCAGACAGCUCAUCCAAUCAUGGAUGCAGAAGCUUGCAGUCCGGGAGAAAGUCGGGACCGCCCUCUCGCCAUAGAACUCCAGUGAAGCUUAGCUUCCAUUGGGCGGGACAAAGCCCAGCAUUUAUCCAAUGAGCGUCUAGUUUCGCUGCUGGAACAACCCACUUUUAGCUUCCACAUUGAAGUCAGCAGAAGCCCAGCGUCCGGCUGUUUAAAGCGCUGAGGCGCUGCGAGGAUGAAUGAGAACGAAGUUAUGCCGGUUACCUAUAAUUAUCAGCUUCUUAUCACAGUGUCUGAACAAAAGAUGAAGGCUUUCUAGUGCGUAUUUAGUUAAUGAAAUGUACACACAGCAGUACGUAUUUCACCACUUUUUCUUUUUUUUGGGGGGUGACAUUUUAAGGGAAGCCGAGCUUCCCUUGCAGUCUUAGAGCAAUCGCCACUGCUUUACAAUACCCAUAAUUUAUAAAUGUUAAAAAGAUAGUUUAUUAAUGUUUAAUCAUCAUUUAAAAACAGCAUAUAGACCAAUUAUAAAUUGCAAAUAGAUAGUUUAUUAAUGUAAAUUAAUAGUUUCUUUACCAUUAACUAGCAAUGGAAUUUUGAUGAAUAAUUUUCAUUAAUUAUUAAUGGACUCUUUAUUAAAGGUUUAUAUAGGGUUUAAAUAUUGGUUGUAAACGGAGCCGGCCCAAGCCUCAAUUGGGCCCAAAGCAAAAUGUGAUUUUGGGGCCCUCUAUUUCUGCCAAUAAUAUUGAUUGUUGAUCAUUCACACACCUUCACAAACCUCUUUGAUUAACAUUAACCUUUAUCUUGGCAUUUUUUCUCCUCUUCCUCUUUCUUUUCUCUGCUCAUGAAGGAUAUGUCCUUUUUUGCGACAUUGUUUUGCCCCACAACUACCUGUGCUUUGAAUGCUCAGUGCACAUUGCACAGCAGGAAGCACAUAAUGGUAGCGGAGCUUUGACAUAUCGGCAGUAAGAAUCGUAGGCCUAUAUCAGCAGCAGCACUAAAAUGUUUUUACUUUAUUUUAUUUUUAUAAUAAUAUACAUUUGGUCAUACAGAAAGCGUCACUCAUACAGGCAAAAAAUAAAAAUUAUUAAAAAAAUUUAAAAAAAUUUAUUGCUCUUGGGGGCCCCCUAUUGGCCGGGGUGCCCUAAGCAGGCACUUAGUUCGCUUAUCCCUGGUUGUAAAACAGCUAGAUUAAAAUGUGUGUCAGUAGCACUUUGUAAAUGGUAAAUAUUUGGUUUUUAAACCGUUUAGAAACAUUACUUAGAUGGUUAUUGUAAAGUUAGGGUUAGGUUUUUAAAAUUGUAAAAAUUUACAAUUUAUUAAUGGUCAAUAUGCUAUUUAUGAAUGAUGAUUAAACUACCUGCUUACCAUUUUUAAACUAUCUAUUUACCAUUUAUAAGUUAUGGUUAUUGUAAAGUGUUACCAAAGACUUUUUUUAUCUUUUUAUUUUUUUGUGUUUUUGCCAAAAAGCAUUAAUUAUAGAUGUGCUUUAGAAACCACCUGAAUUAAGACCAAACUGAAACAGAAAAACCUAAAUUUAGAUUAGUGUUUGACCUUUCAGCAUUAACUUUCCAAAAUACUUAGACUGAUAAACUGAUCACCUUAGAGAAGAAGAAAAAAUAAAGGUCUUUCAUGCUGAUUAUAAAGUACAAAAGCUCAGAUGUGUGACUAAAUUUGAUCCAGUGAAAGAGCCUGAAACGAUCUCCAUGUUAGUUUCAGUCUCCCUCUCCUGUAUUGUUUCCCCUUUUCUCUCCUCCUCAAACCCGAGUUUCAAGCGCUAGCCCCCUCCCCCCUAUUUUCCCACUCCUGUCAGUUUACAAUUCAUGAGGGCUAACAGUUUUUCUACAAGGUGUUGUUACUCCCCACAGACAGAUACUGUCACGUGUUUUUGCCUGAACAAAGACCCGAGGGAGAAAAUAAGUCGUUUAUGAGUCCAAACCUGCGAUCUUAAAUCAGCCUGAUCGAGUCUGAGAAUGACUUGCUUUCAUUUUCACUUCUGGUAAAAAUGAAAGCACACUGAACGGAGGCUGGUUUUCCACGUCUUCCACUGAAGUUUAUGUAUUUAACUUUUUCAUGUUUACAGAUUAAGAUGGAUAUAAAGACAUAAAAGAGUGUUGCCGCCAUUAGAAACACCAUACCAAUGACAUGAUGCAGUGUUAACCCACAGUAUAUGCUUGAAUCUCUUUCUUUAAGGCUAUGCUAGUUUAAUGAGGGCUGUCAGAGUUUCAAUGUGUUUUAUUCAGAUUGUGCCGAAUGCAAGUUUUCCAUAUCCUUCAUUUGACCUGAUUUUUCUGUUUUUCUGUUGGAUUUAAAGCAACAGAGAAGCACAAAGAAGAGAAAACGGAGCUUGUAUAUUUGGAGGAAGGGGGUUCACUCUUUAAAUGUUGUUGAUUUGAGCUUAAAUGUGACUAAAAAGAUAAGAUUUGGUGUAAAAAUGAAAGAUUAUUAGUACAUAGAAAGAUAUUUACGGAGUAUUUUACCACUCCACGUUGUUUCCACUGACCUGUGAGUCUUUGUCUCCUCACUUCACGGACAUUUCUGCUGAUUUUUACCUGGAGAUUGAUGUUUUUUUUGUUAAACUAGAUGUUCACUCAGCAUCGGUGUUCACUGCCAGUUUGUUAUAUACACUCACUGAACAAAUGUGGUCCACAUAGUUUGGUGAAAGGAGUUUCAUCUGUUCUGUGAGGACCAGUCUGAGCACAGUAUCAGAACAAACAUGUCGUUCUGAUCUCCAUUUCCUCGUCCUGGUUGUUCAAAGCUGUGUUUUUCAGAUCGUAUGAAACCACAGUGAGUUUUGGUACUGUGAGAAAAAUCCACCAAGUUUCACAUGAAUGUUUUUUUUUUUUUUUUUAAAGGAGGAAUAAAUGUUUCUAUCUGCCUGGACUUUUUGUGGUCUGACUGAAGUAAUCAUGACUCAGAUAGAGGAUACACUCGGUGUGGUAAUCACGGUUUGUGGUAAAAGUAAAAAUAAAAAAAGCACCAAAAUAAAAGGGAAGUGUUAAAAGAAAGCACCAACUGGUGGAAAGAGUAAAACUAAAGACAGAAGUAAAGAAAAAACUCGAAGGGAGAGGGAAUUAAAAGAGAUCUGUCAUCAGAGGAGAAAAAAAAAACCCAGAAGACCUCGAUGAUUUCUCUUUUAGUUUCUCAGCAUGUGUUGGUAAAGUUGCCC
This is a messenger RNA of Xyrichtys novacula (pearly razorfish), 20663 nucleotides long. The record is from the annotation of a GenBank genome assembly. Lineage: Eukaryota; Metazoa; Chordata; Actinopteri; Labriformes; Labridae.